Molecule: messenger RNA, 807 nt
Organism: Aspergillus puulaauensis
Lineage: Eukaryota; Fungi; Ascomycota; Eurotiomycetes; Eurotiales; Aspergillaceae
Exons: 1
Coding region: 1-807 (268 amino acids)
Source: RefSeq, a predicted model, not a curated record
AUGGCUUCCGCAUUCCGGGAAGACCUGCUAGAGAGCUACACGGACUCGGAACUGGCUCAUUAUAUUGUAUCUUCACCGUCAUGCGAGUCCUCCUCCCGGGUAUUCAACCUUUCCCCGAAUCUCAUAGCCAAGCAAUAUGAGUCUUCAGAGGUCCAAGAUGCUUUCAAGGCAACCGAAGUUGCUCGCCAGCUUGGGAUCCGCGGUCCUUCUAUACAAAAGGUAAUCAAAAAUCAAGAGAAUGCUUACGCUAUCAUGGGUCGGAUUCAGGGAGCUACGCUGGACGCCAUCUGGAAGAAGCUGGGCUGGGCCACGACAAUUAGGCUCGGUCUGCAGCUUCGCUGCUUUAUAAAUAUCCUCCGAUCCGUUACCUCACCCACCGCCGGAUCACUUGCUACAGGCGAAUGCAGGUCUUUCUGGCUAGAAGAUCGCUACGGUCUUCCGGCGAAUUCUGGACCUGCUGAAACUGCCCACUUCGUCCAGUUCUGGGCGAACUUUACGUCGAUGCGACGGGCAAUGCAAGCAGCAAAACAAGGCCAAACACCAAAUUCCACCGCAGGACUUGCACUUUCCCUGAUCAUCGAGCCAUUUGUCUUGACUCAUCAUGAUCUCGCGCCACGCAACCUUCUCGUUUCUCCUUGUGGUCAGCUUUCGCUCCUUGACUGGGAUUUGGCUGGUUUCUAUCCUGCCUCCUUUGAGUAUAGGUUCGCCGUCGGAAGGAGAUACGAACUGUUAGAAAAUAUAGGACCCUCAAGGUAUCCUGUAUCCCGAUUGCACAGGCAAAGCAGGGCAUCACUAAUAACUACCUGA